CUCCUCCUCUGCCUUUGUCGGUUGUGUUUUAGUAAGAGAACUUGUGAUAACUUUUGCGGUGUGUCACCGGACUGCAGAAUGGGCGGCUCUGCUUCAACCAUUUCUUACGACUCCACCUGGGAGGAGGAGGAUGAAGAUGACAGUAGUGCAGCGACAGAGAGGUCUUCAGUGUGUAGCAAAGAAGUGCUCUACCCCAAGGCACAAGAGACACCCAGAAACCGGAAAGAAAGAAAGCCUAAACAAUACCAGUAUAUGUUUUCUGACGCUGCCCGGAAUAUGCAGGACUACAGACACGGAUUCCAGCCUUUAGGUUCCACUUACCAGAGUAGCCCGGAUGAGAUGCCCAAUCUGAUGUUUUACAAAAACCAGAUGCAGUUCAGGCCAAAUGGUUUGUACAUAGAGGACCUGCUUAGGAAUUGGAAGGAUCGGUAUGACAUACUAGAGGAGAAUCAUGACUACAUUCAGUGGCUGUUUCCACUUCGACAACCAGGCAGGAACCCACAUGCCACUCCUCUGCAUGAAGAUGAAAUUGAGAUGAUGAAGAAUGAUGAAGAAGUCAAGAGGAGGCUGUGUGAGGCGUAUAAGCUCAUGUUAGGAUUCUAUGGCCUCCAGCUAUUGGAUGAGAGUAGUGGGAGAGUCGGUCUAGCACAGAAUUGUCAGGAAAGAUUUAGGAAUCUAAACAGUAACACACACAACAACUUGCGGAUUACCCGAAUAUUAAAGUGUCUGGGGGAGAUGGGCUUUGAAAGAUUCCAGGCCCCACUGGUGAGAUUUUUCCUGAAGGAGACCCUGUGUAAUGGCAAUCUACCAAACGUGAAAAUAAGUGCUUUGGACUAUUUCAUGUUCACCGUGAAGGACAAGAAACAACGCCGAAACCUGGUGCACUUUGCUUGGGUGCGCUACAAACCACAAAAUAGGUUUAGAUGGGGGCCCGUGGAGAAACUCCGGCAGUUCAAUCCUCCUCUAGAAAAUGAAGAACAAGAUGAUGAGGUUGACAUUUCAGAAGAGUUAAAAACACCAAUGAUACCCUCGAAGAAGGACAGCUCAGAAGGUUACUAUGCAAAAGACAAGGAAAUUGCAAGAAGGGAGCCAAAGAAUAAGAGAGAAUAUGGCUUAGUUAGGAGAACAGUGGAUUAUGUAUUUAUGUUUUGUUUCAGAUUGUUGUUUAGCCCCUUUCUGGUAUUUGGCAGAUUAUUUGGGCGUUUUAGUUCCUUUUUUAGAGGCGGCAUCUCCUGGUUUAGAAGAAUGGCAGGAAAUGAAGACAGAUCAAAUGAAGAACAAAUCAGUGUGAAAACAGAAGGCACUAGGACUGAAAAAACAAAAUCAGAACGUUUAUUAACAGAUCCUGAAACGCAAAAAAGACAAGAAGCAGAAUUUAAAGCGUUGAAUGUAAGUGCUGAUGUGAAAACUGAUAACAGUAUAGAUGAGAGUGAAAUGGAAGCCAAACUAAAAACAGAGGGUAAUGGCAGCAAAUGUGAAAGUAUUCCAAAAGAUGGCAUGGGAUCAGGAGAUAGAAAAUCCUUGGUCAACAUCGAAAUGCCAAAAAAUAAACAGGCCAAAGAAGAUGAUAACAAUACAGAAAAUAAAGGCGAUUCAAGAAAUGUUAUGAAAUUAAACGAGGGUCAGACUUCAGAAAAUGAUAGAUUAGAAGGGGCCGAAAAAUGUAGUGUGAAAGAAGAUAAUGCAGGGAAUGGUAAGGUUUCAGGUGGGGACAGAGAGCAUGGCGGGACACAGAUAGCUAAUGCAGGGAACCAAAAAGGGGAAACAAAAAUAUACAAUUGGAAUAGUAAAGAUGAAGAUGCAUCCAGAGUGAAACUUGUUCCACUGUUCAGUGGAGGGGGGGAUGAUACUCAAGGGGCAAAGAUUAUUCAAAUAGAAGACCAUACAGAGACAUCGACUGUGUGGUUAGGGGACAAUGAUGGAGGGAUAAUUAGGACCCAAAAAACACUGUCUCAGAAAGACAAAACAGACCAGGUUGAAAGAGAUUAUACGAAAAACAAGGAUGAAGAAGCAGCCAAUGCAAAUCUAUCACCACAGUUUGGUGAAGUAGGAGAUGAAGAUGAGAACCCAGGGAUUAGUAAAAUAGAUGACAGUAGAGGAACAUUGGUUCUGGGGUCAGGAGACAAUGACGGAGGGAAUAUUGGGGCACAAAACACGAUGCUUGAGACAAACAAAACAGAACAAGUUGAUAGAGAUGACGGGAAGACCAAGGAUGAAGAAGCAGCCAAUGUGAAACUAAAACCACAGUUUGGUGAAGAAAAAAACCCAGGUACUCAUAAAAUAGAAGACAAUAGAGAAACAUUGGUUCUGGGGUAAGUUGACAAUGGCGAAGGGUAUAUUGUAGCACAAAACACAUUGCUUGAGACAGACAAAACAGACCAAGUUGAUGGAGAUGAAGGGAAGAUCAAGGACGAAAAAGCAGCCAAUGUGAAACUAUCACCACAGUUUGGUGAAGAAAAAAAUCCAGGGACUCAUAAAAUAGAAGACAAUAGAGAAACAUUGGUUCUGGGGUCAAGGGACAACGGUGAAGGGAAUAUUGGGGAAAAAAACACAUUGCUUAAGACAGACAAAACAGACCAAGUUGAUGGAGAUGAAGAGAAGACCAAGGAAGAAAAAGCAGCCAAUGUGAAACUACCACCACAGUUUGGAGAAGGGGGUGAAGAUAAAAACCCAGGGACUCAUAAAAUAGAAAACAAUAGAGAAACAUUGGUUCUGGGGUCAAGGGACAACAGUGACGGGAAUAUUGGGUCACAAAACACACUGCUUGAGACAGACAAAACAGACCAAGUUGGUGGAGAUAAAGGGAAGACCAAGGACGAAAAAACAACCAAUGUGAAACUACCACCACAGUUUGGAGAAGGGGGUGAAGAUAAAAACCCAGGGACUCAAAAAAUAGAAAAUAGAGGAAUACUGGUUCUGGGGUCAGUUGACAACGAUGGGGGGAAUAUUGGAAUACAAAACACAUUGCCCGAGAUAGACAAAACAGACCAAGUUGAUGGAGAUGAUGGGAAGACCAAGGAUGAAGAAGCAGCCAAUGUGAAACUAUCACCACAUUUUGGUGAAGAA
Molecule: messenger RNA, 3066 nt
Organism: Rana temporaria (common frog)
Lineage: Eukaryota; Metazoa; Chordata; Amphibia; Anura; Ranidae
Product: opioid growth factor receptor-like
Exons: 9
Coding region: 79-2316 (745 amino acids)
Cellular component (GO): membrane
Molecular function (GO): opioid growth factor receptor activity
Source: RefSeq, a predicted model, not a curated record